This is a messenger RNA of Trichoderma virens Gv29-8, 1344 nucleotides long. RefSeq lists its product as uncharacterized. The transcript has 2 exons. The record is from RefSeq and is a predicted model, not a curated record. Bases 34 to 1344 code for a protein of 436 amino acids. NCBI's taxonomy places the organism in Eukaryota, Fungi, Ascomycota, Sordariomycetes, Hypocreales, Hypocreaceae.
AAAGGGAACGCCGCGCAGGAAACGAGGGUCAAGAUGUCCAUCUUCUCGCGCAUGAGGAAGAGCCGCCAACAGGCCAAAGAACACAAUGCGAAGAUCGCCGAGCAGGAGAAGAAGGAGACAGAAAAGACUCCCUACAAGCAUGUCCCCACGCACGCUGCCACGGAUGCCAUCGCCAGCGCGCCGCCUAGCUGGCGAGAGGCCGAUCGACAGAAGAUCCAGGAACAGAACCGGCGGAGGAGCGCCAUGGCUGCGUCCGGCCACCACAUGAACAUGCCCGGCGCCCCUCGCGUUGGCAGCAGCCUGUCCCAUGUCUCGUACCCCACGGACAAGAGUGCCACCCCCAUGGUCCGCUUGCCCCGAGCGUACAGCUACACAGGUGUCUCACCCUACUCGGCAAGCUACAGCCGCGAGAUCGCCGGCUCCAUGCCCGACGUUGGCUCGCAGUUUACGGCCUACGCCGCUUCGGCCAAGGGCAAGGAGGCCGUCCGGGUGUCUGUGUCUGGCUACAACACGUCCCGGACCAGCCCAACUUCCUCACAAGAAGAAUCAGAGAGCUCCAGCGGCUCUACGAGUUCUCAAGAUGAUCUCGAGAUGAGGCUUGCUCGCCCUCCCGUGGUGCGGGCUCCCCCACCGCCUACUGCUGCCGAGAGGGGUCGUCGACCGCGGCCGGGCCAUCGCCGCCCAUCUGACUCUUCAAUUGAGCGAAUUGCCAUGGCAAACUCGGCAAAGGGAGCCGCUCGAGAUUCCCGCCCUCCUACUUCCAUGAGGGGCUUCGGUUCUAUUGCGUCUAUUGCGCCCAUUGUCAAUGCGCCCACCCCGAUCCUGCGGACUUAUACCCACCCGCAGGUUGACUUGCUGAGCUCGCAGCAAAAGUCCGAAACUUCUCUCCCCAGCACCCUCAAUGCCAGCCUCAACACCUCUGCCACCACUCUUACGUCUACUUCCACUCCUGCAUCGACAGACCGCAACCCCUCCCCGGAACACAACGGCAAGACUUCCAAGGAGCGUAAAGCUGCCAAGGUCACUCGAUUCACAGAGCUGGAGCGAAUCGAGUCAGGUGCUGAAGCGUUGACGGCUGCAACUCCCAAGAGCGAACCCCAGCCCGCCGUCACUCCUGCUCCCAUUGUUGCUGCCGCUGUCCCCGCUGCUGUCAAUGCCCCAAUCCCUGCCCCCGUCCCUGCCCCCGUUGUUAAGCAGUCCAUUGUCAUCAACGUCUUCCCAGAAGAAGAUUCCGUCCCACAGCCUGAAUCUACAAAAAAGUCCAAGAGAUUUUCCAAGAGCGGAGGCAAGCUUUCCAAGAAGUCUCUCUGGGCUAGCUCAAAAGCACCUGCUGUCACUGUUUAA